Schistosoma margrebowiei is the source of this 2449-nucleotide messenger RNA. The record is from the annotation of a GenBank genome assembly. Lineage: Eukaryota; Metazoa; Platyhelminthes; Trematoda; Strigeidida; Schistosomatidae.
AAAGUGUCGCAACAAAUAUUCUGCGGGCUUUGCAAGUGUUUUCGUUUCUCAAGGUUGCUCAGAAUGUAGUGUAAUCCUAAUUUACAGAUUGUUUGUCUUUUUUAUUACGUUCCUAAACAAGAUUUGUCUAUAUUGAGUUCUAACUCGUUUUUUCAUUAUGCUGACCACUUCAUGUGAAUAAACCAUACUCAAUCUAGUGACCAGUUUUGUUUAUUUAUUAACUCUAGGUUAUUGUUUAUUGGCAGAACUUAUAUUUAACUAGUAUCUGCAUAAUAGUAGCUUGUUUGUUUUCUUGAGACAACUCAUUGGCCAAUGGUAAAAUGCGAAUUUCUAACGAUACCUCUUAGAACCGUAGCUUUCUUUACGUCGAACACUAAGUUCUGGAAACAGCGCUUCAAUAUACAAGUUGGUUUUUAGGUGAGGUCUUUCAUUGGUUUUUAUUAGACGCUCAGUAAGUUUCAAUCAUUUGGAAAUCUACAUCUAGAUAACUACAUGCUUUAUAAGUUCCAGCAACCAAAUCAGUACUGGUUAGUAUUUCAGCUUUCUUGAAUAAUCUUUUUGCUAAAACACUUUUAUAGCUGUUCAGUGGACUACAAAAUAACAUGAUUUUGGGCUUCUCUUCUUUUGGUUCACACACAUCGAGCGUUUUAAAUGUAAACUCCGCAUUGGUUUCUUUAGCCAUACUAACUGCAUUGAUAAUUCCUUGUUCGAUAGCAGAUGUGCGUAAAAAUAUACCUACAACGAAUGAUUUACUGAUGGUAUUUAUCUUAUGUCGACAUGGCGAUAGGUCUCCUGUUCACACUUUUCCAACAGAUCCAUAUCGAAAGCUAUGGAAAAUGGGAUAUGGUCAGCUAACAGCUUAUGGUGCAGAACAACAUCAAGAACUUGGUCGAAUUAUCCGAAAAAUGUAUUCUGGUUUCCUUCCUGAAGUUUAUCAUAAGGAUGAAACAUUGUUUCGUAGUUCUGGGACUGAAAGGACACUGAUGUCUGCAAACAACUUUAUCCGAGGAUUUUAUCACUUGGAAAAGAAGAGCACAAAUAACAUUCCUCCUGUGUUUUCUAGACUAGUACACGAAGAUCACCUGUUAAAAAUGUCCAGCAAGUGCCCUAAAUUUAAAAGGCUUUUUCACCAUCUGAUGAACUCAUCAGUGGUAUCUCAGAAAGCAAACACAUUGAGAAACUUCUUCGACCUCCUGGAGCAUACGACUGGGUACACCUUCCCUAUUGACAGAAGUUCUUCAGAUAAUUUUUACACAGCCUGGCGUAUAUGUGAUCCUGUUACGAUAUGGGUGGAUCAUUCAUUGCCUUCACUUCCUCGUUGGGUCACCAGUGAUGUUUAUAAACAAUGCUCUAACUUAUUGGACUAUAAACAUUUCAUUCGAUUUUCUAAACCACAGUUGACAAGAUUACGAGGUGGUCCGCUGGCUGGUCAUAUUAUGGAUUUAUUUCGUGAGCGUAUUAACCAAGAGCUAAAGAAUAGUGAUCAUGACAUGGAUUCACCAGAACAACUACGUCGACGUUUCGUCGCUUAUUUUGCACAUGAUUCUACACUGGCAGCUCUAAUGAGCCAUUUAGGUGUAUAUAAUGGGAUCAAACCACCUUUGGCAAGUUGUUUGAUAGUAGAACUUCAUCGUUCAUUAUCAUCAUCUAAUAAUUUUUAUCUUCGAUUUUAUUAUUUAAAUGAAACAAAACUACCUUUAAAAACGGAUAAAAUAGUUAAUCUAUGGCCAACUAAAUGUGAAACUCAUAAUCAUAUUGAUGGUAAACAAUUAGAUUAUUCAUGCCCAUUUCAUAAACUUGAAUUAUCACUUCAAGGAACUUAUGCAACCGAUAUUGGAGCUGAAUGUUAUGAUAAUGAUGCAAUAAAUAAUGUUAAACCAACAUAUAUGAAACCAUCAGGCAUAAAAAUGUUUGAAUCUUAUUGUUAUCAUCCACAAUUAUUAACUUUCAUUUUUAUUCAAACAGCUAUAGUAUGUUAUUUUGUUGCUCGUUUCUUACCUAUUCCAAUUGCUUAUCUUAUAAAUAAUUUUAGAUAUUCACGUCAUGUACAAUAAACUUCUUUAAUAAUGAAUCUUAUUUAUUCAACAUGUAAAUGAUAUUUACUGAUUCAAACAAAAGAAUCAUUCUACUGUUGACUUGAAGUUCUUCAUGUGAUAUUCAUUCCUUUUUUUUUUUUACCAUACAUUGAAAAAAAGUAGUUUUUUAAUUAACCUUUCAUAAAUUAUUUUUCUACUCAAAUAAGGAUAGUACAUUAGUUGUUUUUAGUUUUAUAUACAACGAGACAAUGGUCAGUCACUUGAAUGCUUAUUUCAUAAUGUUUAUAUUCAAUACAGCCAGCCCAUGUACACGUUCAAUCAAUUAUUGUUUCUUAAUUUCUUUGUUAUAUUCUAUGAAUAUUCUUAUUAUCAUAAUAAUUUUUCUCUUGUCAAAAUAAAGUUUUUUUAUACUG